Molecule: messenger RNA, 210 nt
Organism: Pan troglodytes (chimpanzee)
Lineage: Eukaryota; Metazoa; Chordata; Mammalia; Primates; Hominidae
Gene: COX8A
Product: cytochrome c oxidase subunit 8A
Biological process (GO): mitochondrial electron transport, cytochrome c to oxygen
Cellular component (GO): mitochondrion; respiratory chain complex IV
Source: RefSeq, marked provisional
AUGUCCGUCCUGACGCCGCUGCUGCUGCGGGGCUUGACAGGCUCGGCCCGGCGGCUCCCAGUGCCGCGCGCCAAGAUCCAUUCGUUGCCGCCGGAGGAGAAGCUUGGGAUCAUGGAAUUGGCCGUUGGGCUUACCUCCUGCUUCGUGACCUUCCUCCUGCCAGCGGGCUGGAUCCUGUCACACCUGGAGACGUACAGGAGGCCAGAGUGA